Peromyscus maniculatus bairdii (prairie deer mouse) is the source of this 3740-nucleotide messenger RNA. The record is from RefSeq and is a predicted model, not a curated record. NCBI's taxonomy places the organism in Eukaryota, Metazoa, Chordata, Mammalia, Rodentia, Cricetidae.
AUGCAGUAUCACACAGGUUAUGUAGUGCCGCGACAUGUCACGUUAAUGAAUAUGUCACAGUUGAUUAAAACAUACGACAGAACAGUCAAAAAGGCGUUGCAUAACCAGGAACCAACGUACCCAGCCGCGCCACCACCCACCCGGUUCCCCCCGCAGACGCGCCGGAGGGGAGGGGUUUCCGCUUCCGGCGGCGGAUUGUUGACGCCCGCCGCUGCUGUAGUGGCUACCGAGCGGUUGCGGCGGGGCUGCCGAGCGAGGGAGGGCGACGGCGCAGUGACAGGCAGCGCGGAGGUGAUUCAUUUUCCUUUCUCUCCCCCCCCACCCCAAUUUACAGGCAGAGAGUAUGUCAUUCCAUCCUUGGCGCACAGAUUUAUGGCAGAGAUGGUGGAUUUCUUUAUUCUCUUCUUUAUAAAAGCAACCAUUGUCUUGAGCAUCAUGCAUCUCAGUGGGAUAAAGGACAUCUCUAAGUUUGCCAUGCACUACAUAAUAGAAGAAAUCGAUGAAGACACAUCCAUGGAAGACUUGCAGAAAAUGAUGAUUGUGGCACUUAUAUACAGGUUGUUAGUUUGUUUCUAUGAGAUAAUUUGCAUUUGGGUAGCAGGGGGAGCUACACCAGGAAAGUUCCUGCUAGGUCUUCGAGUUGUGACAUGUGAUACAUCGGUACUCAUUGCUCCAAGUCGGGUUUUAGUGAUUCCUUCCUCAAAUGUUAGCAUCACAACGUCCACCAUACGAGCUUUGAUCAAGAAUUUUUCUAUUGCUUCUUUUUUCCCUGCUUUCAUCACACUGCUGUUUUUUCAGCAUAAUCGAACAGCCUAUGACAUUGUAGCAGGAACCAUUGUAGUAAAAAGAAAUGGGGUCAGAUGAUGCCCCAGAGCCCUGAAUUCCACUUUUUGGAAUAAUGAUGACAAGACUAAAUUAUGUAUCAAGGCCAUCAGUAUCUCUAGGCUACAUUAAUUGAUGUUUUAAAAAUUAGAGCAGUCACUACGGUGUGAUGCAGGAGACUGUUCUGAAAGUGUUGACUGUACUUAAAUGUCAAGAACCUUUCCAGAAGGAAAACUUAUUAAAUUCAAGUGUUAAAUAUUUGUAGGACAACAAAACAAAUGAUUUCAAUCAAUAUAGAAAAAUAUAUACUUUAACAUUUAAGAUAAACAAAAUUUGCUGGAAGCAUUUUCACCUUUAAAUUCUCCAUUUUGGCUUAUCCUAGAGUAAUUGAAAAAUGUCCAGUUGUGUUUUAUAAACACCUAACUCCCACAGCUACUCUUAAGGAAGUUUCUUUAUGUGGGCAUUGAGAAAGCAUCAACUCAACAAACCACUGGCUGGCUCCAUGGCAAGUGUUGGAGAAAAGGGCUAGUGAGGAAGGCCUAUCAGUCCCCUCACCUCAUGCUUGCAGGAUGUUCUAGAAUUCACUGCAGUAGUGGUGGAAUUCUGCAACUUCUUACUACUUAUGUAUUUGGAGGCAAGAAUUUUCAUGAUGAUGAAAAUGUAUUGAGUCAUAUCAUUGAUACUUUAAAAAAAAAAAGGUAAGUUAGUGAUUGCCUUCUGUGGGGGUAGGGUGGGGAUGGGAAUGUUAACUUUCAAUGUAAAUUCAGCUUAGAAUUCAUGUGCCCUAAAAAUCAACUAUAAAUAUGUGGGGGAAACAUCCAUCAAACAUUCCCAGUGUGUGCUCUCCAGUGUUAUGAAUGUAUCUGUAGAUUCUAUUUCUGUACAAGCAAAUUCCUAAGGCACUAUAUUCUAUACAGUUCCGUGACUGUCAAAACAUCAAGGUAUUAAGUCUUUAGUAUUUUGUGAAUAACUCUAAAUACUAGUAGCCUGUGAAAUAUUAGCAAUUUUCCCAUAAUGAAUUGUUCUCUCUAAAGCAAGGCAGAGUGUCAUCUCCGGACAUUAUUCUAGCUUCUCUAAGCUCAUUUUGGGCCUGCUAGAGAUGAAAUUUGGGAGGAAAUGUUAAAGCAAACUUUUGUGUAUGGUCAUUGUACUUUGCUCUGUUGAUGCAACAUUAUCAGGUUUAUGUCUGUGUGCUUUUGUUGUGUCCCAGUUAGCUAGCUGUACUGAAAUGUACCCACACUGCUUAUAGUUUAAACUUUAUUUCUUUCUUACUCAUUGUAUAUGAUUUUCCCAAGAAACACUAAAUUGUAUUGUAUAAGAAAUCAAUCUUUGUUCCUGGGUUUUAAAUAGCAAGAAUAAUCCAUGUGUUAUUACUGCAUCCAUUUUCAGUGGACUUUUGACAUUUAAAACUGUGAAAAUGCAUUUAAUGUCUAUAGACACUUUAAGAAUCUAAUAGCUUAUUGUAAGAGUUCAAAAACCGUUUUUCAAAAUAAUUUUAUUUAAAUUAAAUCCAACUUCACAGAACCCCUAUUACUUGUCAAGAGCAGUAUGUAGAGCACUUGCUUGUGGCUCUGGCAAGAUUUUACGGCUCUUCAAACUCUUACACUACAAAUCAAGAAGUUGGUAUGGACACUACUUUUGCCACUGAUAAGGGAAUUCAAGUUGAAAUGUACUUCACCCAUGCAGCUCUGGAGUGCUUGAUUAUUAUUUCUACCCAAAGAUUACUGUACUUUUCACUGAGGAUAUUUUUAUUUAUACAGUAAAAUAAACUAGUCCAAUUCGUUAUAGUUUAAAUAUUGCAAUUUGCUAUGGACAAGUCAUUUAGAUCCAGCUGUGGAUUCAAGUUGUGCCAUACAGACUGUAAUAUAAAAGUAUUGCUUUGCCUCUACAAUAAAAAAAGAAAUCUCAAGAGUUGAAAUAAGCCAGGCACUGUGGUGCACGCCCUUAAUCCCAGCACUUGGGAGGCAGAGGCAGGUGGAUCUCGGUGAGUUCAAGGCCAGCCUAGUCUACAAAGUAAGUUCCAGGACUGCCAAGGCAACACAGAGAAACCCUGUCUCGAAAAAAAAACAACAGUUGAAAUAAAGAGAAAAGGGAACCUGGCACAUUUUUUUUCCUCAUAGGGUUGUAAAAUGGAGUUUCCUUCACAGAACAUGAGUAUAUUCAACUACAGAAAUACUGAUUUCCUGUGUCUCAUGCUGAAGCUGUACCCUAAAAGGGCAAAAUUGAAGUCAGAAAUGAAGAUGCUCUUAAAUGAAUGUGCGUACCCUGAGCUGGACUGGAGUCUUAUUGCUGCAUUCAGUCUUAACUGGAAAGAGAUUUAGGCAGUGAGAAAGUCUUGGUACCCAUCGCUGAAAGUGUUCUGGAGUGGCUAGAUCUUGUGAGUAGGAUAGUCUACCUUCUAUCUACUAUCUAGGUAGGUAACAGUGCAAUGGCGGGCCUUACUUUACUAAGCAUUCUCUAGGACCAUAAUUUGACAGUAUUCUAAAGCAUAGCCCAACUCCUUCCCUAGCACUGGCUUAAUUCUCCCUACAAAGCAUUCACCUUCUAAUCUCCAAGAAGACAUCCUAGUUGGAUCUUAAAAGUUUUACAUUUGUUACUUGGAGGAUGAAGCAAUUAAAGUUUCUCACUGUUUCUUUGAGGACAGUGCCUAAAUUAACAGUAUUCCUAAACUCUUGACAAGUACUCUUUCAGCUCCUUGCAACCUUCCAUUCACAUAACCAAAGAUCAAAGUUCUUACUCAUGCCUGGGUGAAGUUUCUCAUUUCAGCUGGUAUAUGCAGAUUUCCUUGUAGUUCACUAUAGUAGGGCUUGCCCUGCAAACAGUAUCUAAUGACCCGCCUAUAAAUAAAACUCAUUCUAUUUUUAAUAUUUGUAUGUCACCAGUUUGUAUUUUUGUCUCAAUAAAUGUCAACAGUGUUA